Molecule: messenger RNA, 1099 nt
Organism: Oncorhynchus masou masou (cherry salmon)
Lineage: Eukaryota; Metazoa; Chordata; Actinopteri; Salmoniformes; Salmonidae
Product: zinc finger protein 7-like
Exons: 3
Coding region: 383-1099 (238 amino acids)
Biological process (GO): embryo development; urogenital system development; regulation of transcription by RNA polymerase II
Cellular component (GO): nucleus
Molecular function (GO): DNA-binding transcription factor activity, RNA polymerase II-specific; RNA polymerase II transcription regulatory region sequence-specific DNA binding
Source: RefSeq, a predicted model, not a curated record
UCAGACGUGACCAUCUAGACGAGAGUAAUCAACUACCGCUUGUGAUUUAUCGUUUACUUCGGUCUUUUUACUGUUAAGCUAGCAAGUUUAUAGUUGGCUGAUUGUAGCUUCUUGUCUUCCCGUUUGCUAAUACAACUAUUCAGCUAUGAACUUCGCUUGUGUCUUACGUUCAUCGGCCACGGGACUUCGUUGAACGGCGACUUUUGGAAAUCACCGUCAUAUUGUGUCCUGGGCAACAUCGAAAGACUAGCAGGUUAACAGGUUUAGCUACCGUUAGCCAUGGCCCUGUCCUGGUUGACAUGACAACUUUCCCGACCUGCUGAUGUUCCGUGUGUCAUCCCUGUGAUAUUCCUGCCCGGUGGACCAUCUUAAACAACACAGCAUGGAUGAGGAGUCUGUAGACCAAGUGUCCAGUCUGUCUCCUUUUCGCCACAACGCUGGAGCUGACUGUAACCAUGGUGACCAGAGCUCACUGUUGAGUCAGCGGGAGAUGGUGUUGGAAAACCACGAUUAUCUCCAUCACCGUGAAACACUGGCCUCAAAGGUUUCAGAGGAAGAGAGAGGAGCGUGGUGCGAGUCUGAUGUCCCUGUAGUACAACAGAACAACCUCGACAACACAACAUCGUCCACUAAGAAGUCUUUCCCUUGCUCUGUGUGUGGCCGACUCUUCACUACAAAACAGUCCCGGGACCCACACAUGAAGACCCACACGGGAGAGAAGCCGUUCCACUGCACCGUGUGUGGGAAGAGCUUCUCUCAGCAGUCCUCCUUUAGGAUACACCAGAAGAGCCACACGGGGGAGAAGCCCUACCGCUGCCUUGCACCUGACUGUGGGAAGAGCUUCUACCAAUCAGGAGCCUUGUUGAGACACGGAAGGGGUCACGCUGAGGGGUCGACAAGACUAAGAGCUGCUGAAGAUGUGCUGCCACACCAACAGGAGCUGCUUGUCCAACAGGACGAUACUAGUAACAAGAAUUCUAAACUUCAGGCUGUAGUGGAUGUUCUGCCAGAGCAAGAGGAUGUCCGUCUGGCUCAAGGUACUGACAGGUGGUUUAGGAAGACAUGUUGCUACAAUGCAAAUCAUGUUCAAGUUCCAUAA